GCUUUCCUCAACUCGUGCUUGUCGCAUUGCAACGUCUUGUUCACUGUAUUGGAUAACGUUCAAUAUGGCGGCCGCGUCUAAAGGGAAUUCUCCCUUGCUAUCUGUUACUUCAAAAUAUGUCGCACCGUCCGACCCAUCCUUGCCUGCCCUUGCCUUGCAAAUCACUAGCCUCGUGGGCUCAUACAUGAUUUGGGUUGGUGUUACGAAUCAACCACCAGAGUCUGUGCAGGACGCAGCCCGCUCUGGUGUUCUGGGCAGAGAUUGGGCAUGCGCUAUGCCCGCACCACCCGGACAUGCAGGCUUUGGACCUGCUACUUCCCUGUUCCGAUCAUCAAGUUCUGAUGUAUCUUUCUCGAUGGCGCAACGUCUUGCACGGAGGUUUCAUCGACAGAUAUUUUUAUCGGUCGAUGUGCCCAACAGCCUGCUAUCAACGCCAAGGGGAUCCCAACUAUUGUUUGAUGCAGAAAAGGGCAUAGUCUCGGCCCUCAACAGCCUUGGAGAUGAGCACGGCCAAGAGGUAUAAUAAAUCGCUUGUUAUCUUUGCGGUCCCCAACCAGUUUGCUGUGCAAAACAUGUGUGGUGCGCAUGUCAUGCGGAUUUUAUCUGCCAGGGUCCCGUAUAAUACAAAUCAUGUUGUCAAAUGUCGUUGGUGAGUACUGAUCUCGCCACGGAGGUAAACCCCUGGCCACGUGUUUUGCUGGGUCUAGAGAAGUAGAUCGAUCCAGUUGGAUAACCUCGUGUUGGCACCAAGUUGGCACUGUAAAUAAAUUUUGUGAAUGAAAAGUUUGAAUUGAUUG
Messenger RNA from Suillus clintonianus, 797 nucleotides. RefSeq lists its product as uncharacterized. Gene Ontology annotation, biological process: proteasome assembly. The transcript has 3 exons. The record is from RefSeq and is a predicted model, not a curated record. Bases 65 to 523 code for a protein of 152 amino acids. Lineage: Eukaryota; Fungi; Basidiomycota; Agaricomycetes; Boletales; Suillaceae.